Molecule: messenger RNA, 228 nt
Organism: Guillardia theta CCMP2712
Lineage: Eukaryota; Cryptophyceae; Pyrenomonadales; Geminigeraceae
Exons: 1
Molecular function (GO): protein binding
Source: RefSeq, a predicted model, not a curated record
GGAGACAUGCAGCAGGUCAAACGGCUCAUCGAAAACGGCGUCGACCCCAACCUGGGCGAUUAUGACUUCAGGACAGCCCUGCAUGCCGCCAGCACUUCUGGACACGACAAGGUGGUAGAGUACCUGCUGAGCCAGAAGGCCAACCCGAACCCAGCAGACAGGUGGAAGGGAACUCCUCUGCAGGACGCGCUGCUGAACGGGAACGCGCUGGUGGCGGCUCUGCUCAAG